AUGUCCAAGUCAACGAUUGCAGUCUUUGGUGCCUCGGGCAACCAAGGCAACUCAGUCGUCCGCACCAUCCUGAGCACCCCCUCGCUCUCCGCAAUGUACAACGUCCGCGCCCUUUCUCGCUCCACCGCUUCCUCCGCCAUGCAGGAUCUAAGAUCCUUAGGCGCAGAGCUCGUUCAAGCUGACAUGGACGACCCCUCCACCCUCCCUACCGCCCUUUCCGGCUGCACCUUCGUCUUCCUCAUAACAACAACUCAAUACACCGGCUCCACCCGCGAAGUCGAAACACGCCAAGCCAAAGCAGUGUGCGAAGAAGCUAUCAAGCAAGGUGUUAAAUACAUAAUCUUCAGCUCCAUGUCGCACCCAUUCAAGAUCAGUGGGGGCAAGUUGAGGAAUGUAGAGCACUUUGACGACAAAGCCGAGAUUGAGGCGUACAUCCGUAACCUACCUGUUAAGAGUGCUUUCUUCGCUCCGGCAUCUUUCAUGCAGAAUCUGCUAGACAGAAUGAAACCACGUCCUUCUCCCGCCGGCGACGGUACUUUUGUUCUAGCAGACAUCUUACCUGGUAACACGUCCGUGCCGUACAUUGACAUCACCGAGACUGGAAAGUGGAUUGCUCCCAUUCUUGCUGAGCCAGAGAAAUACGCGGGCAAGUUCUUUGCUGCGGCUGAGGGCCUUUACACGCCGGAUGAGAUUGCGAGUGUUAUGAGUAAGGUGACAGGCAAGACAGUGAAGCAUGUUCAGCUUCCUGAUGAGGUUGUCAAGAGCUUUUUCCCAGAAGGGUUCAGAGAGCAGUUGUAUGAGAUGUGGGUGUUUAACAGGGAAUAUGGGUAUUAUGGCGAGGGACAGAAAGAGGCUGUACAGUGGGCCAAGGAGCAGGCAGUGGGAGAGCUUACGGAGUUGGAAGCGUUCUUGAGGAAGGUUGAGUUCAAGUUGGAGUGA
Molecule: messenger RNA, 939 nt
Organism: Alternaria burnsii
Lineage: Eukaryota; Fungi; Ascomycota; Dothideomycetes; Pleosporales; Pleosporaceae
Exons: 1
Coding region: 1-939 (312 amino acids)
Source: RefSeq, a predicted model, not a curated record